Molecule: messenger RNA, 1991 nt
Organism: Pelmatolapia mariae (spotted tilapia)
Lineage: Eukaryota; Metazoa; Chordata; Actinopteri; Cichliformes; Cichlidae
Product: inositol 1,4,5-trisphosphate receptor-interacting protein
Exons: 2
Coding region: 101-1990 (629 amino acids)
Cellular component (GO): membrane
Source: RefSeq, a predicted model, not a curated record
AGAACCUGCGGCUGUGCAAGGUUGAUCUCUUAGUUCCGUCAUUAUACCUAUUCAGUGCGUUGCAUUAUUGAGAUAAACACACUUUCUGACAAUACUGACGAUGCAAGAAACUCUGCUAAGAGUGUUUGUGGUGGGUCUCGGUCUCCUAAUGUGUCCAAGGGAUGACCCUGGAGUUGAGGAAUGGGACGAUAUUGUCAACAAGGACAUGCAAAGGCAUGAAGAGAAGCUGCUGAGAGAGGAAGAGAAACUCGACCAGGAAAUGCCACCUGUCAGUGAGAAAAUACACACAGACAAAAAUGAGACUGAAGAUGACAGAAACUUUCAUGAUGAACAGAAGUCUGAUCAAAAUGUCACUGAAAAAGACAAACUUUUAGAGUCAGAAGGACAUGGCACCAAUCAUGAAUUACUACGGGGCCGAUCCACAGCUAAAUCAGAUCCAAGUGUGCCUAAAAAUGAUAAUGCUGAACCCGAGGCUGCUUUAAAGACAUCACAAGAUGCUAAUGAGCUAAAGGGAAAAGAUAUCCAUACUGACAGCCCUUUUGGAGACCCUGGCAAACCACAGGGGCAGCAUGCAAGACCUGAGAAGGAAAUAUCUAGUUCCAAAGGACAAGACACACCUUUUAAAAAUGUCAAGACAUCAGAAAAUGAAACCUCAGAGAAAUCAAUCGCAGAAUGGGAAAGAGAUUACCUCUGGUACAUUUGGAACACAUUCUCAGUCAUUUCCAUGAUCCGUUUCUGUUGGAAAUACCUGAAUAGGAGUUCCCAAACGACACAAGUAGCAGCCUCCCCUGUGACGUGCGCUGCUGAUAAAGUGCAGCUACCAGACAUCGGCACUCUUCACGAUUUUUAUGCUAAAUAUGUUCAAGAAUCAUCUCAAAAGAAGUGGAGGAAGGAUGAGUUUCUGGAAGGAUUUGCAAAUGACCUGCUGGAUGCCAUGAGGACCAUAUGUGGUAGAAAUGGCAGUAUGGUGAUUGAGGACUUUCAGAUGCUCAGUGCCUGUAAUAUCAUUGUACCUUUGACCCCACCUAAGCCAUAUAGUUUUCACAUUCAGCUCUGUAACCACAAAGGGAGGGAUUUUUCAAAUAUGCCAGUGUGCGGUCAAAUAAAACUUUUGGAAAAUAAGAAAACCCAAGAUUGCCCCUGUCAGACCUCUGAUGCAGAUGAGGAUAUGGUUUGCCUGUUGCAUUCUGACCACAAUGAGAAUAUAAGGACAGAAAUUACUGAGGUUUGUGAUGGUUUUCUGUGCUCAAAGAACACUCCUUUCUUGUCAAAAUCACUGGUCUCCAGAUGGUUUCAGAGCUCUAUAAAACAAGCAUGGAGACUGAUUUCACACAAGUAUGAGUUUGAGCUCAAUAUUCACUAUAUUGAUGCUCCUGGUGCUCUAGUGAUCAGAUUCAAGUCAGGCAAGAAGAUCACCUUCAGUAUGAAUCCCGUGGUUACAUUUAAUAAUGAUGCUUAUUUUUUCAUUACACCUUGGUCCUCAAGUGAUUUAGAUACUUUCUGGAGACUAUCCUUAACCAGCUAUGAAGACCAUCUCCUAGAACAUCUCUCAAAACGCCUGCCUGAAAAUGCUUGUCAUAUUCAAGCACUUGAAAUUGCACGUUUCCUUCACAAGAGGCAGACGGCAAUGACAGGAAGUAGUGCUCUGAAGGAUUUUCAUUUCAAAACGGCCCUAAUGCAUCUGCUUCUCACCACAGACCCAAGACACUGGAACGCAAACUGUGUUGAUUCUAGGUUACGAGACUUGCUAUCCUUUAUAGAAAGAAGCCUUGAGAAAAAGGUACUGAAACACAUUCUCAUUGGCAAUUCUUUAACUGAGGUUAUUGAACUUCCUGCUGAAUUAAUCAGAGCAAAGCCAGUGAAUCUCUUCCAUCCUCUUGUGGUACAUAACUGCAUGUACAGGAAUGCUAUGAUGCAUUUCCAGGAGAUGCUUAGAAACGCAUACAUGAUGGUUGAUGAUUACGCAAAAUAUACUGAAAGAGCAAACUGAA